UCUCAUCGCUUCAUGUCUUGGAUGAAGACAUCCAUUUGAUUGUCACUUAUUGUCCACUUAUUGGCCGCCAUUUGUUUCAUGUCUUUGUCGGCGACACACAUAUCAUGUCUCUGUUCAAGAAGUCUAACCGCAAAUCGCACCAGAAAUCCAACCAAAGGACCAGAUGUGAUGACUCGGACGAAGACAACAAGCAUUCAAGUGGUCCUCAUUUGAGUCGAUUUGAAGACAAUUUGAAAAUUAGUACUAAAUUAGAGUUAAAUAAUGAAAACUCAAACAAAUCUAACGAUAAGUUUGACAGAGAUUUGGACAUUAAGUCCGAAACUAAAGCCAAAGUCAAAGACAUUCCUAAAAUCAGUUUCUUUGACGACGAAGAAGAAGAGUGCGAUGUCUUCAAAGUGAAGAAGUCUUCAUAUAGUCGUCGAAUGGCUAAUCAAAAGGACAAUCAGAAGAAGAAAAAGGAUCCCAAGAAAGAGAAGGUAAAGCCUAUUGAAGAGGACAACGAAAAUGGGAACAGAAAUCGCGACGAUUUAAACGUGAUUUGGAUUAAGUCUAAAGAGUUUAAAGAAGAGAAGAGUUCUCCAAAAGAGGAGAUAAAGAUCUUCGCCGGCGAUCAGAUCGAGUCCGACAGUGAAUAUGAAGACGAAGAGCCCGAAGAGUAUAAGAGUAACGAACCGUACCAUCACUUCAGAGGAGCGCUGGAAAGGGGUGUCAUU
Messenger RNA from Medioppia subpectinata, 713 nucleotides. Lineage: Eukaryota; Metazoa; Arthropoda; Arachnida; Sarcoptiformes; Oppiidae. The record is from the annotation of a GenBank genome assembly.